This is a messenger RNA of Peniophora sp. CBMAI 1063, 1122 nucleotides long. The record is from the annotation of a GenBank genome assembly. NCBI's taxonomy places the organism in Eukaryota, Fungi, Basidiomycota, Agaricomycetes, Russulales, Peniophoraceae.
AUGGCCAUCCCAUUCAAGGAAGCUCUUGCCCGCCUCGAGAACAAGCGCGUCAAGUCGACCCGCCCUCUCAUCCCGCCGCAGAUCCUCCAGGAGGACUUGCCGCUCUCUCUGGGUGCUGCGCACACCGUCCUUGAGGGCCGCAAGGCUGUUGAGAACAUCCUCCGGGGUACUGACGACCGUCUCGUCGUUGUUGUCGGCCCUUGCUCGAUCAACAAUGUUGACGCUGCCAUGGAGUACGCGAACAAGUUGAAGGCCUACGCCGCGGAGGCGAAGGACGACCUGCACAUCAUCAUGCGCGUCUAUUUCGAGAAGCCGAGGACAACUGUCGGCUGGAAGGGUCUCAUCAACGACCCCGACAUGAACGGCACCUUCGCCAUCAACCGUGGUCUCCGCAUCGCCCGCUCGAUCCUCCUCGACGUCAACAAGCUCGGUCUCCCCGCCGGCUGCGAGUUCCUCGACACCAUCUCCCCGCAGUACACCGCCGACCUCGUCUCCUGGGGCGCGAUCGGUGCCCGCACGACUGAGUCGCAGGUCCACCGUGAGCUUACCUCCGCUCUCUCCAUGCCUACUGGUUUCAAGAACUCGACCGACGGCUCGAUCGGUGUUGCAAUUGACGCCUGCCGCGCUGCGCGCUCCGGCCACGUCUUCCUCUCCGUCGGCAAGGAGGGUCUCUCCUCCAUCGUUGAGACCGAGGGCAACCCCGAUGUUCACGUCAUCCUCCGCGGUGGCGCGAAGGGCCCCAACUACGCCGCUGAGCACGUCGCCGAUGCUGGCGCCAAGCUCACCAAGGCUGGCCUCCCCGUCAAAAUCAUGAUCGACUGCUCGCACGGCAACUCGUCGAAGCAGCACAUCAAGCAGCUCGAGGUCGCUGAGGACAUCGCAACCCAGCUCGAGAGCAACUCCGAGACCGCCUCGCAGAUCAUGGGUGUCAUGCUCGAGUCUAACCUCGUCGAGGGUCGCCAGGACAUCCCCGCAUCCGGCCCCGCCGGCCUCAAGUACGGCCAGUCCGUCACUGACGCCUGCAUCUCCUGGGAGCAGACCGUGCCCGCGCUCGACCGCCUCCGCGCCGGUGUCCGCGGCCGCCGCCAGCUCGUGUUCAACAACGCGCACGCACACGAGUAA